Messenger RNA from Lathyrus oleraceus (garden pea), 2888 nucleotides. Its product is annotated as protein FAR1-RELATED SEQUENCE 7. Bases 347 to 2632 code for a protein of 761 amino acids. NCBI's taxonomy places the organism in Eukaryota, Viridiplantae, Streptophyta, Magnoliopsida, Fabales, Fabaceae. The record is from RefSeq and is a predicted model, not a curated record. Gene Ontology annotation, biological process: regulation of DNA-templated transcription. The transcript is spliced from 2 exons. Gene Ontology annotation, molecular function: zinc ion binding.
ACUUGAAAGUGUGGGGUGCCCGGUGCCACCAUAGAUGUGUCAUUCCUCUCCUAUGAUUAACAAUAUUUUAUUUGUCGGGUUUAUCGAAAUUAGGGAAAGGGUUUCCGGAUCCCAAUACGGGUUCUACCUAUAUGUCUAAUUACCACCAUUGUUGUCGCCUAAACUCAAUCUGAAGAAACCAUUUUUACUUUCGAAUCCCCAAUUCAACUCGUUCUCUCUAUUCCGUUUUCAAUCCAAUUCAUCAAUGUUCCAAUUCGAGAAUUUGAAGAAACAAGUGUAAUCUUCUUAGCGUGUGGAAUGUGCUUUUGUUUGCUUUGAAAACGGUAGGGUAGCAAAAUUUGGGAUCAUGAUUGUAAAGGAGCAUGCUGUUGGGACUGAACUGGUAAUGAGUAAUGUCAUUGGGGAGGAGGAAAUUGAUUUUUCUUGUGAUCCAUACGUAGGGUUGGAGUUUUUCCAUGCGGAUGAUGCGCUUAGGUAUUAUAUAUCAUACGCUACUCGAAUGGGAUUUAAAGUUCGUAUUGGUCAGCUUUAUCGAUCCAGGACUAAUGGAUCGGUUUCUUCUCGAAGAUUUGUGUGCUCGAAGGAGGGACAUCAGCUCAGCUCAAGAACUGGCUGUCCAGCAUUCAUAAGGGUGCAGUUAAAUGAUUCUGGAAAGUGGGUUGUUGAUCAUUUUCACAAGGAGCAUAACCACAACCUUGAAAAUGAAAGUGAAAAUUUCGCUCCAUCAUUGCAGCCAAUAGCUUCUGCCACCGUUGAUUCUUCAACUGGAAUCACUCGCAGGCCAAGGAAGAAAUUGCUUGAAGUAGCCAAUGGUGAACCUAUUUGUCCCUUUGGUGUUAUUAAUUUCAAGCGUCUGAGAAAAGAAGAACUUGAAGGACAGGCCAGGAUCGAACCACAUGUGGGUCAAGAGUUCAGUAGCCCUGUUGAAGCCUACCAAUUUUAUCACGCCCAUGCAGCAUAUAAGGGUUUUAGAAUUCGAAAUGGUCAAUUGUUCCGUUCUAAAAAUGACGGGGGUAUUACAUCACGACGCUUUGUGUGUUCAAAAGAAGGGUUCCAGCACCCUUCAAGAGUUGGUUGUAAGGCCUAUUUAAGGAUUAAGAGACAGCCAUCAGGAAAGUGGGUAGUCGACCGUCUUGAAAAAGAUCAUAAUCAUGACCUGAGCCCUGAAAAGGAACAUAGGACAGCAAGUCUUCCUGCUUCUAAUAUUUUAACUGAGGAGGUAAACACUGAAUUGGUGAACAGCGAUAUAUUUAGGAUAGAUAACUACCCUGUCCUGAGAGGGGGUAGACAAAAUCACAUCAGAAGUGAUUGGUAUAACAUGCUUUUAGAGUAUUUUCAAUCAAGACAAGCUGAAGAUACAGGUUUCUUUUAUGCCAUGGAAGUUGAUAAUGGCAAUUGCAUGAGCAUAUUCUGGGCGGAUGGCAGAUCUAGAUACUCAUGUAGUCAGUUUGGCGAUGUCCUCGUUGUAGACACAUCGUAUAGAAAGAGCCUCUCUAUGGUACCAUUUGCUACCCUUGUGGGGGUUAAUCACCACAAACAACCUGUCCUUCUUGGAUGUGCUCUAAUUGCCGAUGAAUCUGAAGAGUCAUUCACUUGGCUGUUACAGACAUGGCUAAGAGCAAUGUGUGGUCGGCAGCCUCUCUCAGUAAUAGCUGAUCAAGACGUUUCAAUCCAGAGAGCAGUAGCAAAAGUAUUUCCAGUAACCCAUCACCGCUUUUCAUUGUGGCAAAUUAAUGCAAAGGAACAAGAGCUUGCAGGUCUGAUGGGUCAUGGAUUCACAAAAGAUUAUGAAAAGUGUGUUUACCAGAGCCAGACAGUUGAUGAAUUUGACACCGCGUGGAAUGCUCUACUCAUCAAAUAUGGAUUGAAGGACAAUUCUUGGCUAAAAGAAAUGUACGAGAAACGUGCAUCCUGGGUUCCGUUCUAUAUAAAGAGCACAUUUUCUGCUGGAAUUCCUUUGAAAGAAAGCAUGGAAUCAUUCUUUGGUGCACUUGUAAAUGGUCAAACACCUCUCCCAGAGUUCAUUCAACGGUACGAAAGAGGUCUUGAGCGACGUCGUGAAGAAGAAAGAAAAGAGGAUUUUAACACUUCUAAUUUUCAAACCUUUUUGCAAACAAAAGAACCUGUAGAAGAACAGUGUAGAAGGCUUUACACUCUUGCAAUAUUCAAAGUAUUUCAAAAAGAGCUUUUGCAGUGCUAUAGUUAUCUUGGGUUUAAAAUCUACGAAGAAGGGCCCCUUAGCAGAUAUUUGGUGCGCAAGUGUGGAAAUGAGGAUACGGAGAAGCAUGUAGUUACAUUCAAUGCAUCCAAUAUUGAUAUUAAUUGUAGCUGUCAGAUGUUUGAAUAUGAAGGUGUUCUUUGUAGACAUGUGUUGAGGGUUUUCCAAAUACUGGAAUUAAGAGAAGUUCCUUCGCGCUACAUCCUACACCGCUGGACCAGAAAUGCUGAGGAUGGUGUUUUUCCUGACAUAGAAUCAUGGAGUAGCUCCCAGGAGCUAAAAAGUUUGAUGCUAUGGAGUCUAAGAGAAACGGCAUCUAAAUACAUAGAUGCUGGCGCAUCAUCCAUUGAAAAGUAUAAACUUGCCUAUGAGAUUUUGCGUGAGGGUGGGAGAAAGCUUUGCUGGCACAGGUGAAUAGUUCCAAGUUCUGUGAGGUUGUACAAAGUUGCACACUUAACUUUUUAGCUUAAGUUGUUCAUUUAUAGUACCAUCUUUUAUCCAUCUUAGUAGUUCUACACUUUCGUGUUAAGUAAUGUGUUGUUAAGAUUAUCCUUUACAGCAGCUACAGUACACUCAAGUUGUUGGAGGCCCAAUUUUGUUCAUAUUGCUGGUAUUGACCUUUGCCAUCAUAAUUUACAUCUUAGGAGUGAAAUAGGUUUCACCUUAAUUA